Messenger RNA from Mytilus trossulus (common blue mussel), 736 nucleotides. RefSeq names its product galaxin-like. The transcript has 3 exons. The record is from RefSeq and is a predicted model, not a curated record. Lineage: Eukaryota; Metazoa; Mollusca; Bivalvia; Mytilida; Mytilidae. Bases 61 to 711 code for a protein of 216 amino acids.
UCAAGCUGUUGUCAUUGUUACUGCGAAGUUAAACAGGCAGACAUUAGAAAAGCAUUCAACAUGAAAAUUGGAUUUUCCGUUGUCCUGGUCGUGUUUACUUUGAAUAUACAUUUCGUGGACGGAUGGUUACACAGUUCGAACAGCGUAUGUGGUUACCAACGGUACGAUCCAAACUUCCGUAGCUGUUGCGGAGGAGUGAUAACGUCAAAAGGUUCAUGUUGUGGAACAAGGUCCUACGAUUAUCGUUUCCGAAGCUGUUGCGGAGGAAAUAUAACGUCAAAAGGUUCAUGUUGUGGAACAAGGUCCUACGAUUAUCGUUUCCGAAGCUGUUGCGGAGGAAAUAUAACUUCAAAAGGUUCAUGUUGUGGAACAAGGUCCUACGAUUAUCGUUUCCGAAGUUGUUGCGGAGGAAAGAUAACUUCCAAAGGUUCAUGUUGUGGAACAAGGUCCUACGAUUAUCGUUUCCGAAGCUGUUGCGGAGGAAUGAUAACUUCAAAAGGUUCAUGUUGUGGAACGAGGUCCUACAAUUACCGUUUCCACAGCUGCUGCGGAGAUGUGAUAACUUCAAAAGGUUCAUGCUGUGGAACAAAGUCCUACGAUUAUCGUUUCCGAAGCUGUUGCGGAGGAAUGAUAACAUCAAAGGGUUCCUGUUGUGGCACAGUUUCUUAUGAUCGACGUUUUCGAAUGUGUUGUAACGGUCGCAUUUGUUAAAUGAAAUAAAAUAUGGUCAUUAAAA